AUGGCGGACCCGGCCCGAGAGGCGCUCAGUGCCGCCGCUGCCCCGGAGCCGCCUCCUGCAGGCUCGUCCCCGCCCGCCACCGGCGAUGGGGCGGCGGCCGCAGGAGACGCGGCAGCCGCAGAGGGAGCGGGAGAAGGCGAGGUGGGGGAGGCUGGCGGUGGCAGCGAGCUCAAGGCGGAGGUGGCGGACGGGGAGGUGAGGAGCGCGGACGGGGACGCGGAGGACCCGGGGCUGCAGGCAUGCGCGGCCCGGAAGGUGAAGCUGGAGCUGAAGGAGCGGAAGGAGAAAAAGCAGAAAGUGGACGAGGACGAGAUCCAGAAGAUGCAGAUCCUGGUCUCCUCCUUUUCCGAGGAGCAGCUGAACCGGUACGAGAUGUAUCGCCGCUCUGCCUUCCCCAAGGCUGCCAUCAAACGGCUCAUCCAGUCCAUCACCGGCACCUCCGUGUCCCAGAAUGUCGUCAUUGCCAUGUCAGGCAUCUCCAAGGUGUUUGUUGGGGAGGUGGUGGAGGAAGCUCUGGAUGUGUGUGAAAAGUGGGGGGAGCUUCCCCCCCUACAGCCCAAGCACAUGAGGGAGGCCGUCCGGAGGCUGAAGGCACGUGGGCAAAUCCCCAACUCCAAGUACAAAAAGAUCAUCUUCCACUGAGGGAGACUGAAAUGAGCUUCCUGAAGGACCUUCCCAUGUGGACUCUUCCUUAAGGCCCCUGUGGGGUGGCCUGUGAGACCUUAAGGAUGUUCCUGCUGUCCCUACCCACACUGGGCAGAGCCUGGAUGCACCCCUGACCUGGACUUGGGGUCUCAAGACAGCAGGGAGAGGAACAUCCAAGAGCUGCAGAGCAGAGGUGUUGCUUUUUUUUUUUUUUUUUUGUACAUUAAACUUAUUAUAGUGUUCA
Molecule: messenger RNA, 889 nt
Organism: Cinclus cinclus
Lineage: Eukaryota; Metazoa; Chordata; Aves; Passeriformes; Cinclidae
Gene: TAF11
Product: TATA-box binding protein associated factor 11
Exons: 5
Coding region: 1-642 (213 amino acids)
Biological process (GO): RNA polymerase II preinitiation complex assembly; transcription initiation at RNA polymerase II promoter
Cellular component (GO): transcription factor TFIID complex; nucleus
Molecular function (GO): transcription coactivator activity; protein heterodimerization activity
Source: RefSeq, a predicted model, not a curated record